AUGCUGAGUACGGCGAAAGUGACUAAGAUGGUGGCACGGGAAGCCUUCUGGAUCCAGUACGUGCAAGAGCUACGCGAUUUGGAACUGACAUAUCACAAACGAUUUUUGAAAGUACUUUAGAUUCUUCAUGAUAGACGAUUUUUGAUGAAGGUACUCGAUACAUAAGUAUUUAUACUUUAUGACUUUUGAUUUUGAAUUAUGAAUUACCGCUUCAACAAUAACAACCCUCAACACACCAGGCUCGUUGGCAGUUCCAGUGCAUUUUGAUUUGCGCGCCGAUGAUUCAGCUUCUGGUUGCUUUCAUUUUAGAGGAAAUUGUUUUCGAGAACCGCCUGGGCCUCACUCAGUCUUUCGAAAUGUUAGCAAUGUUCUCAGCUAUGCAACAGCCUUUAUCGUUCUUGGGUUUCAUCUUCAUGAUGUGGCGCAAGCUUGUGGUGGCCUGUGACAGGUUGACGAAUUUCUUCACGGAAGCAAAAUACUGUUAAGGCAAAAACUUGUUGCGGUUCUUGUUCUACGAAAGCAGUUCUUCUGCUUGACUGCAAGGGCACGUGGUAAGUACAUGAUUAGCAACAUUAGUCGGGUACCGGUACAACUAGUCUCCCUCAUCAAUCCAUCUCAUGAGUCUCCCUCGAUCACCAUGGAUGAUCGGGUUACCUUGAUACUUAGUUCCUUCCAGACAGUGGAGCUCUACCUCUAACAUCGGGAACUCGAUCAGCGCGUCCAGUACACAGCUAGCGAUACCGACCCCCUCGAAGUAGCAGCAGGGAGUGAAUUCAAAUGGAUCUAUGUCGAGAAACCAGCCACCGAAAAAGACGAGGAGAACAAAGAGGAGGCUGGUUGUAAUGAAAAAGACGCUAAUAGAGGCAAAGCUGAGGGGGAGGAUGGCCCUAAAGAGGAAGCUGAGGGCGCUGAAGGCGACUCAAGGUCGGGCUCAAAGCCAGGAUCUCCAGUGGAGGAUGGAAGUAGAGAUAGCCCACAGAAGGUGAAGUUAAGGAAGACCGACUAGAUUCUUGCUUGACCACAAAGACCACCAACGAAUUUCGUAUGUCGUAGGAUACUACUGAAGGAAAUUAUCGAUAAGAAUAGUGAUACCUUCCAAGCCGCUGCUUUGACCAACGUCUAACACCCCCAUCAAGUACCGCGACACGACAGAGACGAGCUAGUUUGCCAGAAGUGUCUUUUUCCUGGCAGUCUCUUAGUCCGAUGAAACGAUUCCGGAAAAAACCGGAGGCCGAGAGUGCGGGAGGCGGUGCUUCGUCAUCCAAAUCAAAUGCGGAUGAGACAGGUUCCGUUAAGGCCAAUUACUUCCGCUACUUGUACUUGUAGAGAAGUAGAAUAGUCAAAUCCACCAGAACUAUAGUACCUCCAGUUGUGCUACUUCACGUUCACUGAUAUUAGAAAUUGCCAUUGUGCUCUCCUGCUCCUCGCGGUCCUCAUUCGCAGUUGGCUUAGAGGUUUAGGCGUUGACCUUUAUUACACUUAUCACUUUCUCAUUCUCUCUUCUAUUCUCUCUUCUAUUCUCUCUUCUAUUCUCUCUUCUAUGCUCUCUUCUAUUCUCUCUUCUAUUCUCUCUUCUAUUCUCACUGUUAUUUACUCUUGCCAUGAGUAACAUCCUUGCUCGCGCUCCUCAUUCUCUCUUCAUCUAUUCUAACCCUAGCAAUCUCUAUCUCACUCUCUCUUCUAUUCUCUCUUCUAUUCUAACCCCCACUCUCUCUUCUAUUCUAACGGUCGCACAUCCCCAACGACGAAAAAUAAGAGCUCCAUCGCAAACGAGAAAUUUCGCCUGAAGUUUGGGGAUCCAAUCAAAAUCCAACUGGGAGAAGUUGUCACCAUCGAGGGCAGCGUCGGAAGCGGUAAGACAGCACUUUUGCAUGCUUUGCUAGGCAUGCUUGAGGUCGUCACUGCAGAUGUUAUGGCUCACCCUUUUUCUCCAUCUUCGGAAGCAUCUCAGAGACGUUUGCAAGGGGAUAACGCCCGCAGGAUGAACUUCGAGAUGGAUUUUUAGGGUGAGCUCUAAAGAUGAUUCAUCGGCAGAACAUGGUAGCCAACCGAGCUUCAAUGCAGCUGCAACAACAUCUUCAAGUCGACAAACCUCGUCAAACUCAAACAAGUACAAGGCCCCACCCCCAGUCACGCGACCAGAGCGUCUUGCUUUUUGCCCUCAAACGGCCUGGGUCAUGCAUGACACUGUCGUGAAUAACGUGUGCUUCGGACUUGCUUUUGACGAAUCCCGGUUCUGGCGGUGUCUCGAGGCAGUAGCGUUUGACAAUGAAGUGCGAGCAUUUACAGAUAAAGUUAUGUUCCUGUAUCUAUUGAUCGUAUCUAUUGAUCAAAGCAGAUAAAGUUAUGUUGGUGGAUGGAAACUGAAACACAUGGAUAAGAAUUGCACACAUGGAUAAGAAUUGCCCACGACGCUCACCGGUUAGUACAGUUCCACAGUUUCUUUCCCUUCAGAUCAUGUGUAAUUCCUUCAUGAUACACUUCUUUCUAAUCUCCAACAAACCAACAUCGGCGACCGCGGAACGAGCCUCAGUGGCGGACAAAAAGCCAGACUCUCAUUAGCGAGAGCUCUCUAUUCCGAUAUGAAACGAAAAAGUGCACUCACACUCAAGAAAUUGGCUAGGAUUUAAGUAGGAAAAUAGCCACUUUUUUUGAGUGUGAGUGCGCUUUUUUCUUUCAUAUCCGACGAAAAAAUCUUACUCCUGGAUGACCCUUUCGCGGCCUUGGAUGUGCAUGUGACCGCCCACACUUCUCACGCAUUGUUGGACUUCCUAAAAGGCGAAAAUCGCACCUUAAUCCUGGUAGCGUCCAAAGUUCCCAAGCGUGUAGCAAAGGUGAGAACACAGAAGAUCCUAGUCUCUGACGAUGGCGUUGUCACAGUAGCGCCAGGCGUUGUGGACGGAGCUCCUCCUGCUUUAGAAGAUGGUCUAGACUCGCCAACGAACAAAGAAACAAAAACCGUAGAUGAACAAGACAUCAAGGUCCUGGAAAACAUGAAUGUUGCUACUGAGGCAAAAACUUCGGAUAACGACGAUGUUGAUCCGAACAAUAGUGGUGAGGGUAAAAAAGAAGAAGGAGAUACAGACAAAGAUGCCAAGACGAAAGAAAAGCAGGAGUCACAGGGAGCUGGUGUCGUGCCUUUACGGUACUACAUCUGGCUUGCUGCGCACACCAAGGCGGGAAUGAUCGCGACAGUGUUUGCUCUGAUGAUUGUCUUAUGGAUGAAAACACAGUAAAUGCAUUAUACAUAGCAGAGUGGUCCCAAGAUCACCAAGCAGAACUACAGCAAGAUACAAUGCAUGCUUAAAAACGACUUAUGAUUCUUAUACGACUCAUCCUUAUCCUCUUGGCCUUCUAACAAACGGAAACCUUGCUAAAGUCUUCCUAGAAUUCCUCAUCGCGUUAUACGGCGAGCAAAACGACAAUCGCCGAGCUGGUAUCGAGAACGACAAGAACGUUAUUGAUUUUUUGACUCCUUGGUGGUCCGACAGUAAAGACGAUGACGAAGAAGCAGUGCAGUUUAUUUUCCUCUUCGCCAUUGCUUCUAUCCUCGCAGUCGUCAUCACCUACACUGGCGCGAUGGCGGUGAUGCACAGCAUGCUGAUGAUCAGCCGACACAUGCAUCGCAACUUGCUGUUCGCACUAGCCCAAGCCAGGCUUCGUUUCUACGAGAACACUUCAGUGGGCAGGAUUUUGAACCGAUUUUCUGCCGACUUCGACGCCGUUGAUCAUCAACUCCCCCAAAAUGCAGAAUCUUACCUGCAGUGCAUUGUCAAACUCGUAUCUGCGAUUCUCGUGAUGUCUGUUGGCGCCCCACUCUUUAUUGUGCCGAUGUCGAUCUUUAUGUACGUUUUUGUGUAUCUGCAGGACCUGUUCCGACCAUUGGCGCGUUUGUUGCAAAGAAACGCAGCAGCAGACAGGAGUCCGGUGUAUACGAAGUUUGAUCAGCUCCUACAGGGUAUGCAAGUGGUCCAGGCACAUGGCAAGAGUAAACAGUGGUACUCAGACUUCGCAGUUGUCAUGGACAAGCAACACCAGAGCUAUUGGGUCAUGAAUCAAGGUACUAUUCUUCGGUACUGAAAUUUCCUAUGUUGCUGAGAUCCGCAGGUGGCACUCACUUUCACUUUCACUGAUGCUUUCAAUAUUUUCUUGGUCUCACUGAUUAUAACUGACUAACUUUACACUCUUCUUCGUUACUUGCACCAGCACAGGUAACCGUUGGUGGGGCGUCCGCCUCGAAGCUCUGAGUGUCAUUCUGCUUUGUAUCGUGCCAGUCUGCCUCAUUAUCUGGAAGGAGUACAUUGACAGCAGCCUCAGUCGUCCAAUUAUUGCUUUAUGAAUAGAAUUCAACUUUGUUUUUGAUUCAAGUAUGUGCAGCAUUCAAAUGACUGUGAGACAAGGAAACUCCCAACCACUUGCAUUUUCUGCUCCACCUAAGCUCCCCACUUCAUGUCCUCCCUUGACAACCACGUAAGUAGCUGCAUCCUCUCCCCUCAUGCUUCUCAUUGUUCUCUAAUCUCCGUAGUCGUCCUUCAAAGCAUGCAGAUGACCUUCCUGUUUAACUGGGCAGUUCGCAUGCGGACCGAGUUCGAGGCGAAGAUGGUGUCGGUCGAAAGAAUACACGAAUACACUGUGGUAGAGAAAGAAGAAAGUUUUAAUCCUAGAGGAGGAGAAAUUCUUAAGGCUUCCACAAAUCCAAGUCCAUCUUGUUAAAGAGCUUCCUGGGACCGUUUUCACGGGGGGAAAGGUCCCAGGAUUCACUAUAAGAUUUGGGUUUAGGGGGAAGCUCGAAAAUUCAGGAUCAAGCAAGCGCUGCGAAGACAGGCGGCGCUCGCAGUACUUCGAAAAUAAGUACGAAGGAGAGUGAGGUUGCGGUGGACAACAGCAUAGUCUUGUUCGGAGCGGCGCACUUGUUCCGGGCUAGCUCUUUAAGGCAUGAAAAAAAUCAAGAAGGGAACACUCGAGUCAAUUUUUCGGUUUUAUUCCUAGCACGUACUAUUCCUAGCACAAGCUUUAUCUCCUCUUCUAACCCUGGGACACGCUCUCGUAGCGCCUGUGAUGAAAGGGGGCCCAGCUAUGCCCUUGAAGCCGAUAACGACCGGUGCUGUUGCAGCUCCAGCUAAAGCCGCAGACCCUGCAGCAAUGGUCGAAUUCUGCGAUGUCAAGCUUCGGUAUCGCGAGUACCACCCUUACGCCCUCAAGGGUGUGAACUUCGCGCUCGCUCCUGGUUCAUCCACAGCCGUCAUAGGUCGAACAGGCAGUGGGAAAAGUUCGCUGUUUGCGGUUUUGUUGCGGUUGGUUGACGAGUACGAAGGUCAGGUUUUCUUGAACGGAUAUGAGAUCAGCAACAUACCACUGGCGGCUUUGAGAGGAUUGCAAGUAUGACGCGAUGUUGUAACUAGGUUUUUUGCAAUCUAGUAAUAGUAUUCGUAUUGAAGUUCUUUCAGUUUCUUAUUGAACAAGUGGGCCUCUCAUCUAACCUCUCUCGCCGUCGUGCCACAAGAGCCUCUGCUGUUUUCUGGACCGCUGAGACACACUCUUAUGACGAGUCUCGCGCCAGGGCAGAAGAUCUUCGCACGUGGAACCAUGGACCAAUACAGCAACAAUGCAAGGCCAAUAAGUCUCGGGAAGGCUGAUGUGGACGACGUUCUGAUUUUGGAAGCUUUGGUUAUGACAAACUUGUUUCAUUCUCAACAUGUAGCGAGCUGGUGUGUGUUCUUACUCGGGUCAGUGUACUACUUAUGUAAUUCAAUUUAUUACAAGAAACUUUUUUUUGUUUCCUAGUUAGACGUGCUCCACCGAUUUUAUUACAAUAUAAGUACUCAAGAAAUAUUUAGAAGAAACUGCCUUUCUACUGUCCCUUUUCCAUACCUUCCCCAUCCCUUUCUUUCAUAUUCUAGACCGUGGGCCUGAAGGAUCUGGUGCUCGAGCGUGGAGGACUUGACGACUUCGUAGUGGACCCGACAGCUACCGAUCUCUCGUUCGGUCAGCGGCAACUCCUGUGUGUAGCACGUGCACUUAUAAAAGUCCGAGCUCUGACUGGCGGUGCAUCAGGUAGAGGCUCUACAUCUUGAGUAAAUCCUAGUGCAAUUGUUCUUUAUAGCUUUGAAGAUUUGUGGUCCAACUCGACCUCACAACUUCUUUGAUGAAGAAGAACUAGAAUCUACGAAUACUUUAAUAAACCGUCCAUGCUCCAUAAAGGACACAACUUCCAAGGUGAAACCGGCAAAGUGCUCCUCAUCUCCGACGAAGCGACAUCGAGCUUAGACCGAGAGACCGAUAUGAAGAUCCAGAGGGUGCUAGCCGGUGAAGCCAAGAAUCCGAAUGUGUGUGUGGUGUCUAUCGUCCAUACACUGGACAGCAUCCUGGCGCACUACGACCGCGUUCUGACCAUGUCAGAUGGGCUAGUAGACUCUUUUGGAGAUCCAAGAGAGUUAGCAAAGGACCCGAAUACGAUUUUUGCGACCAUGCUAGAAAAACAAGGAGUUAGUUUUGCGACAUGA
Messenger RNA from Amoebophrya sp. A25, 6503 nucleotides. The record is from the annotation of a GenBank genome assembly. Lineage: Eukaryota; Dinophyceae; Syndiniales; Amoebophryaceae.